Molecule: messenger RNA, 2711 nt
Organism: Plectropomus leopardus (leopard coralgrouper)
Lineage: Eukaryota; Metazoa; Chordata; Actinopteri; Perciformes; Serranidae
Gene: kif17
Product: kinesin family member 17
Biological process (GO): microtubule-based movement
Molecular function (GO): microtubule motor activity; ATP binding; microtubule binding
Source: RefSeq, a predicted model, not a curated record
GAGACAUGGGGUCAGAGUCAGUGAAGGUGGUGGUCAGAUGCAGGCCCCUGAAUGACAGGGAGAAGACUCUGGGCUCUACGAUGGUGCUGUCCAUGGACCUGCACCGCUGCCAGUGCUUCAUCGAGAAGCCCAAUGCAGUGGAUGAGCCGCCCAAACAGUUCACCUUUGAUGGGACCUACUUCAUUGAUCAAACCACUGAGCAGAUGUACAACGAGAUCGCCUAUCCUUUGGUUGAGGGCGUCACUGAAGGAUAUAAUGGCACAAUCUUUGCCUAUGGACAAACUGGAAGUGGGAAGUCCUUCACCAUGCAGGGAGUGUCCGAUCCUGCAGCCCAGAGGGGCGUCAUUCCUCGAGCCUUUGAGCACGUCUUUGAGAGUAUUCAGUGUGCAGAAAAUACAAAAUUCUUGGUGAGGGCCUCCUACUUGGAGAUUUACAACGAAGAAAUCCGAGACCUUUUGGGAAAUGACACCAAACAUAAAUUGGAGCUGAAGGAGCAUCCAGAGCGUGGGGUGUAUGUGCGGGACCUGUCCAUGCACACUGUGCACAGCGUCGGGGAGUGUGAGAGAAUCAUAGAGCAGGGCUGGGGGAACCGGGCAGUGGGCUACACGCUGAUGAACAAGGACUCUUCCCGCUCACACUCCAUCUUCACCAUCCAUCUGGAGAUCUGCAACACAGACGCAGCUGGCCAGGAUCAUCUGCGAGCAGGUAAACUCAACCUUGUUGACCUGGCUGGUAGCGAGCGUCAGUCUAAAACCGGCGCUACAGGUGAGCGACUCCGCGAGGCCACCAAGAUCAACCUCUCCCUCUCGGCCCUGGGUAACGUCAUCUCUGCCUUGGUGGACGGACGCUCCAAAUACAUCCCCUACCGCGACUCCAAGCUGACCAGACUGCUGCAGGACUCUCUGGGAGGUAACACCCGCACCUUGAUGAUCGCCUGUCUCUCCCCCGCUGACAACAACUACGAGGAGAGCCUGAGCACGCUGCGCUACGCCAAUCGGGCCAAGAGCAUCCAGAACAGGCCUCGGAUCAAUGAGGACCCCAAAGAUGCUCUGCUGCGGGAGUAUCAGGAGGAGAUCAAGAAGUUGCGGGCCCUCAUCUCAGGCCAGCUCGGCACAGCUAACCUUGAGUCUUUGCUGGCUGGUCAGUUGUCUGAGACAUCCCCCGCUGUUCCUUCAAGGCCGCAGUCCAGCACCACAGAAGCAGAGAAGGAGAAGAUUAAAGAGGAGUACGAAGAGAGGCUGGCCAAGCUGCAGGCUGAGUACAAUGCAGAGCAGGAAUCCAAAGCAAAGCUGCAGGAGGACAUCACUGCCCUACGUUCCUCCUAUGAAACCAAGCUGUAUAAUCUGGAGAAGGCUCGAGCCAGCAGGGGGAGCUCUGUCCCAAAGAAUGAGAGCAGAAAAUCAUCAGGCCCCAACAAACAACAGGCUUCAGUGAACUCCAGCUGUAUGACGGAGGUAACCGAGGAAGAGGUCAGCCACGACACUGAUCCCAUGUGCCACAGUACGACUGGAGAAACGUCCCUGACCAAGUCCGAUGUACCUGGUGCAGCAGACGGUGUACAAAAAGGUCCAGACAGAGACACGCUCAGAGAUUCAACUGAUGUCACCACAGCAGGGCCUGUGGACCAGCAGCAUGUCCUGAAAAGACUGCAGCAGCUGGAGCAGGAGGUGGUCGGAGGAGAGCAGGCCAGAAACAAAGAGUUACAGCAGAGACAGAGGCAGAGGAAGAACCUCGCCGACCAGAGAAAAGUCCAGCUGAUCCGUGCUCUGUCCGAGAACGGUGAGGAGAGUGAAAAUGUGCUGCUGAACGUCUACAACUCGAUCCAGGAAGAAGUUCAUGCCAAAAGCCAAAUGCUGGUGAAGGUCCAGGGCAAGCUGAAAGCAGCCAAACUGGAGAUCCGGGACCUGCAGGCAGAGUUCGCGGUGGAGAGAGAUGACUACUUAGCAACGAUUCGGCGGCUGGAGAGGGAGGGCCAGUUACUGCACAGCCUGCUGGAGCGUAUGGUGCCUCUGGUGCGCCGUGACUGCAACUACAGCAACCUGGACCGCUUGAAGAAAGAAGCUGUCUGGGAUGAAGACAGCGCCACCUGGAGGCUGCCGGACGUGAUGGUGCAGAAAACAACACUGCCUUCAGCUGUUGCUCCAAAGCUGUCUGCUGGCAGAGGUUCGGCUGCUGAUACUGGCGAGCCAUUCAUGGUCGAAGAGGACAGGUACAAGGAAAUGCUGGACCGUAGUGACAGUGAGAACAUCGCCAGCAGCUAUUUCAAGUCAAAGAGAGCGAGCCAACUGCUUGGACGCGAAGCUACAAAGGCACACACCAUCCACUCUCCUCCCCUUGUUAACGGGGCGACCCAUCUCUCUGUAAGUGUUCCCACCAUGAACCUGCCUGUCAGCUCUGACUCUGUCCUGCCACGUCCCUUCCGCCUAGAGUCUUUGGGUGUCCCGGUGUCCAAUGGUAAGGUAAAGCGCAAAAAAAGCAAAUCUCAAAUCCAUAACGAGGGGAUUUGAAAGAAUAGUUCCCAUACCCUACAGUACUCAUACACAUCUCACUGUCUUCUGUUAUUUGACUUUGAAGCUUUUAUACACCGCAAUUAAUCACAUACAGUUAAAUUAUUAAAUAAGGAAUUUUUAAUGACCCAUGUGAACCAUGAAUUUAUACAGGCACCUUUUGUGGACAUUUUAUGUCAAGUUUGUCGUGUUUGAAAUCAAAUA